UUUAAAUGUUUAUUAAGUGAUUGAUUUAUAAAUAAAAAAAAAAAAAAAAUGAAAAAUUGAUUAUUAAAUGAGUUAAUGUGAUUUUAGAGUGAUUAUUUGAGUUGAAUUAUUAAUUGAUUGUUGUGAAUUUAUAUUGAGGAAAUAUUUAUAAUGCCACGACCGUCGCGUGAUACAUAUGGUGAUCAAAAACCACCGUAUUCGUAUAUAUCAUUAACGGCAAUGGCAAUAUGGUCAUCGAGAGAUAAAAUGUUACCACUUGCUGAGAUAUAUAAAUUUAUUGCUGAUAGAUUUCCGUAUUAUAGAAAAGACACAAGAAGAUGGCAAAAUUCAUUGAGACAUAAUUUAUCAUUUAAUGACUGUUUUAUCAAGAUACCAAGAUCACCACAUAGACCUGGUAAUGGAAAAGGUGCAUACUGGGCAUUACAUCCAGCAGCAUUAUCAAUGUUUGAAAAUGGAUCAUUAUUACGUCGUCGUAAACGUUUCAAGUUACAUAAACCAGAUAAAGAAUUAUUAAAAAAUGAAUUACAAGCAUUGGCAUCAUCAAUGCCACCACCAAAUCAUCAAGAUACAAAUUGUACAACAAGUACAUCAUCUUCAUCAUCAUCAUCAUCAUUACAAUCUCCAAGUAACACAUUAAAUGCAUCAAAUCUUCAUAGAUUACGUGAAGAUUUAUUGCGAUGGGAAAUGCAAGAAAGAAGAAUGAUGGUUGCAUCAACAACAAAUGGAUAUAAUAUUGAUACACAAAUUGAUUCACCAGCAUCAUCAGCAUCAGCAGCAGCAGCAGCAGCAGCAACAAAUUAUUAUUUAUUAACAAAUGAAGCUAGACAAAGAUUAAAUGGUACAACAAAUGACAUUAAUAAUCCAUAUGAUACAAAUAAUUUAAUACAAACAAAUAAUUGGUCAUUUAGUGGUUUUAAUAAUUCAUAUAUUAAUCAUCAUCUUCCUGCAUAUUUACAGUCAUCCAGCAAUAUUUGCAAUAAUCGUCUUCCAUCAAUUGACAAUGGAAGUAAUAAUAUAAUAUCAUAUCGUGAUAGGCACUAUGAUGAUGACACAAUAACACUACAACAACCACCACAACCACCACCACCAACAACAACAACAACAACACCACCAACGUCAUCAUCAUCAUCAUCAACAACAUCAACAAAGCUUUACAGACAAACAGAUGUAUUAUUUGGUAAUACAUCACCAAGAUUAUCACCAAAUUAUUUAGAUAAUCAAGAUAAUACAAAUAUUGAAAAUAAAACAUCAAGAACAUCACCAAUAAUUGAUACAACAAUAAUUAUAAAUAAUAAUAAUAAUAGUAGUAAUAAUAAUAAUAAUAAUACGAGUCAUAAAAAAGCCAAAAAACCAUUUACUAUUGAAAAUAUAAUAGCACCUGAUGAUGAUGAUGAAGAUGAUGAUGUUAAUAAUAAUAAUAUGAAUGAAGAUGAUGAUAAUGAACAUGAUGAUAUUAUUAUUAAUAAUCAUAUAAAUAAUAAAAGUGGAUUGCUGAUACCACGACCAAUUUAUGCUGGUUUUCCAAUGAUCACAACUGGUGCUGGUAUUCAUAGAUCACCAUAUGGUACCACAACAUGAAAGUGAAAUAAUGUAUCAUGUGAUUAUUAUUUUUUUAUUAAUUGAUGAUAUUUUUGUUGUUUUAUUUUUUUUUUUGGAAAUUGAUCUAGUGAAAAUUAAAACUAGUGAGUGGAUGUGCAGUAUUGUAAAUUUUUUUUUUUAGAUUUUUUUUUGAAUGAGGGAAAAUGCUGUGAUCGUUGCAGUGAUGGGAAAACUUUGGUUUACCUUUUACUGUGUUUUUAUUUAAAAAAAAAUAUAUAUAUGUGUAUGUAAUAAGAUAUAGACUGUUGGAAAUGAACGACGAAAAGAGAGAGAGA
Messenger RNA from Aphidius gifuensis, 1874 nucleotides. RefSeq names its product forkhead box protein A2-like. The transcript has 2 exons. Gene Ontology annotation, biological process: anatomical structure morphogenesis; cell differentiation; regulation of transcription by RNA polymerase II. The record is from RefSeq and is a predicted model, not a curated record. Lineage: Eukaryota; Metazoa; Arthropoda; Insecta; Hymenoptera; Braconidae. Gene Ontology annotation, molecular function: RNA polymerase II cis-regulatory region sequence-specific DNA binding; DNA-binding transcription factor activity, RNA polymerase II-specific. The coding region runs from base 151 to 1578 and encodes 475 amino acids.